CGUCCGCCAACAUCCUCACCACAGCAAAAACCCCUAGAGCAGCAGCUCGUUGAACACCCGUCACAGAUUUAGGUACUCGCUAUUAAAAGUCGUCUUGACAUCUCAUUCACGUUUCUUCGUGCCCCUUCACCUUUUGCUUAACGAAGAUUCCCAUUACCUAGAGCCCAACAGACCAUGGCGCAAGCCACAGCAGAACAGAAGCAAUAUGUCGCCGCAGCAGACGCCAAAGCUUUUGUAGAAGCAGUAUUGGUAGGAAACGGCGUAACUCCCGAAAAUGCUGCCAUAGUAGCACGCUGCCUCGUUGCAGCCGACCUGCGAGGCGUCGACACCCACGGCAUGAACCGGAUACCAUCAUAUAUGGAGCGGAUAAGACAGGGUGUUCUGGACGGUCUUGCAACACCGGAGGUUACCCAAAUCACUCCUGUGGUCUCGCGGGUAGAUGCACACAACGGAUUCGGCUUUCUGGCUGCAGACUCAGGCAUGACCGCUGCCAUCGAAGCUGCAAAAAUAUACGGUAUCGGGAUGACCAGCGUCAUGCACUCGAAUCAUUUCGGCAUGAGCGCCUGGAUCGUACAAAAAGCUGUCGAUGCUGGUAUGAUGAGUUUGGUCUUCACCAACUCCAGCCCUGCAUUGCCACCUUGGGGUGGGAAAAGCAAGCUCAUCGGCGUGUCGCCAUUGGCAUGUGGAGCACCCGGAAAAGACCACCCAUUCAUCCUCGAUAUGGCUCCAUCUGUUGCAGCACGUGGAAAAAUUUACAAAGCAAAGAGACGGGGCGAAAAGAUCCCGCUAGACUGGGCCCUUGACAAGGACGGCAAACCUACCGACGACCCUGCAGCGGCUCUCGACGGAGGCGUAAUGCUGCCCAUGGGCGGUCCAAAGGGAUCAGGAUUGGCAAUCAUGAUGGACGUUUUCUCUGGAGUGCUCUCUGGCUCCGCCUUUGCUGGUCACGUCACUGGUCCAUACGACCCAUCCAAACCAUCUGACGUAGGGCAUUUCCUGGUCGCUAUCAAGCCCGAUCUGUUCAUGAGUCUGGAAGAUUUCAAGGAGAGAAUGCAGUAUCUGUACGAUAGAACAGUGGGUGCUGAAAAAGCUGCUGGGGUGGAUCGCAUCUACUUUCCGGGCGAGCUGGAACAGAUAGAGCAGGAACGGAGGGAGAAGUCAGGCAUUCCACUAGUACAGGCAGAGAUAGAUGCACUGAACGCAGAGGCACGCAAGGUGGGCGCAAAACCUCUGGUUGUCAACGGUUCGUCGUAGCGAAAGGGGCAUUUGUACCCGUGUAGCCUCAGAUAAUAUCACAUCCAUAACACUCUC
Molecule: messenger RNA, 1311 nt
Organism: Paraphaeosphaeria sporulosa
Lineage: Eukaryota; Fungi; Ascomycota; Dothideomycetes; Pleosporales; Didymosphaeriaceae
Product: malate dehydrogenase
Exons: 1
Coding region: 175-1254 (359 amino acids)
Molecular function (GO): oxidoreductase activity
Source: RefSeq, a predicted model, not a curated record